Striga hermonthica is the source of this 2697-nucleotide messenger RNA. Lineage: Eukaryota; Viridiplantae; Streptophyta; Magnoliopsida; Lamiales; Orobanchaceae. The record is from the annotation of a GenBank genome assembly.
AUGCCUCAUAGAACGACUUACUUCUUCCCAAGGCAAUUUCCGGAGCGCAGUCCCAAUGAAUCAUCGCCGAAGUCGGUAGCAGAUCACGACAAGAAAUUCGGAGAGUCGGAGGACGUUCAACGCGGAAAGGUCGCGCUCGAAUCGUUUACAAGCGAAAGCAUCUCCGUCCGUGAGCACAGGGCCAGAAACAGCUUCGUCACGGGGCACGAAACCCAUUGGCAACACUUGUCCGCCUUCAUAAAGUGGCUUUCGGAUAAGAAAAGAAAGGAGGAAGAAUCACGGGCCUGGGGGCAUCUUGAGCCCGAGGAGAUCAGAUUGUGCAAUAACGAAGACUGCGUCGAGGAGGAGGAGGAUCUAGUGAAUCAGCCGCUGCUGACUCUUCCCCCGCCGGCGCCCGAAGGUGACCAGCGGCGCAGCGGGAGUAAUUUAAGCGGCGUGGAUCACGAAAGAGGGUUCGAGAGGAAGAAUUCGUUGCAGAGAUUGUCGUGCGUGGGGAGCACGGGCUAUGCGGGGAGUUUGUUCUCGGGGACAACGUUGGACGGGACAUGGUCGACGGUCACCACUGGGGUAACCAAGGACGGCCCGACGGCGGAAGGGGGUGGGCCCGGGCAAAAUGUGUGCAGUGGAGACGCCAAGAGGCUAAAGGAGGGCUAUCACUUGCAGAUAAUGCUCGCCAGACGACUUACUCAGCAGGCUUCGACAGCUGAGGAGCCUCUCCUUCAGGAGCAUGAAAUUGGUGGACCUCCAGAUCCCGAAACGGUGUCCUAUCGUCUCUGGGCCACUGGAUGCCUGUCCUACUAUGAUAAGAUCUCGGAUGGGUUUUAUAACAUUUUGGGAAUAAACCCGUAUGUAUGGCUAAUGUGCAACAACUUGGAAGAAGGCAAAAAAUUGCCUUCUCUGAUGGCGCUAAAAGCAAUUGACCCCAAUGACACAAUGCUAGAGGUGACACUCGUGGAUCGACAUGGAGACUCGCAGCUCAGAGAGCUUGAAGAUAAGGCUAAGGAGAUUUAUUUUUCGGCAGAGAGUACACUCGCCCUGGCUGAGAAACUUGGCAAACUUGUUGCUUUUCAUAUGGGGGGCUCUUUUCCGGUGGAGCAAGGUGACCUUGAGUUUGGCUGGAAGUUGGUGAACCGAAGAUUAAAGGAUUUAAACAAGUGCAUUGUGUUUCCUGUCGGUGAUCUAUCAAUGGGACUUUGCAGGCACCGAGCCAUACUGUUCAAGAAAUUGGCAGACUACAUUGGUCUGCCUUGUCGGAUAGCUCGAGGUUGCAAGUAUUGCAUUUCUGACCAUCGAUCUUCAUGCCUUAUCAAGAUUGAGGAUGAAGGGAUGCUUCCCAGGGAAUUUGUAGUUGAUCUAGUUGGGCAACCAGGAAAUCUGCAUGGCCCAGAUUCAUCAAUCACUGGAAGUUUACUUUCUGUACCUUCACUGCUACAAAUAUCACAUCUGAAAGAGUUUCAGCAGGAUUGUAGGAAUGAGGCUGAUUGUCAAUUGCUAAACUCAAAGUAUGCUUCUGACAAUAGCAAUCCUGUUUAUUCAGUCGGUCAGGGCAAUACAAAGGAUAUUAUUAUUCCAGAAAAUGCAAAAGAUGAUGGGUGCACUCCAGCAGUUUCUGAUGCUGCAAUAUGUGAGGAUCAUUCUCAGUUAGUAGGUGACCGAGUUAUUAUAAAACAGACAUACAAAAGGGAAGUUGUUUUAUCAAGAAAUACAGUUUCAACUCAAGCAGAAAUACAACCCAUUGUAACCUUCUCAGAAAGCAAAGAUCCUAUUGAGGCCAAGAACAAGAUGCAAGAUCAUGGGAAACACCCUGCUUCAAGCAUUCCAAAUUAUUUGAGUUUAGAGCCUUCUCUUUCAAUGGAUUGGCUUGAGAUUUCAUGGGAUGAAUUGCACAUCAAGGAACGCGUAGGCACUGGAUCUUUUGGCACAGUGCAUCGAGCUGAAUGGCACGGAUCGGAUGUGGCAGUUAAGGUUCUAAAUGUCCAGGAUUUUCAUGAAGAUCAACUGAAGGAGUUCUUACGUGAGGUUGCGAUUAUGAAACGUAUACGCCACCCAAAUGUGGUGCUGUUCAUGGGUGCUGUCACGAAACGUCCACAUCUAUCUAUAGUAACAGAAUACUUGCCAAGAGGGAGUUUAUUCCGACUGAUACACAAGCCAGCUGGUGGUGAAAAUUUCGAUCAGAGGCGAAGACUACGCAUGGCUCUGGAUGUGGCAAAGGGUAUCAAUUAUCUUCAUCAUCUUACUCCACCGAUUGUUCACUCGGAUCUGAAAUCGCCAAAUCUGUUGGUUGAUAAGAAUUGGACUGUGAAGGUUUGUGAUUUUGGCUUAUCAAGGUUCAAAGCAAACACAUUCAUAUCAUCAAAAUCUGCCGUUGGAACACCCGAGUGGAUGGCCCCCGAAUUCCUUCGUGGGGAGCCCUGCAAUGAGAAGUCUGAUGUGUACAGUUUUGGAGUGAUUUUAUGGGAGCUUGUCACCAUGCAACAGCCAUGGAAUGAACUUAGCCAUGCACAGGUGGUUGGGGCAGUUGGUUUCCAGAAUAGGAGACUUACAAUCCCACAGAACACCUCACCCAUUUUAGUGUCCCUGAUGGAGUCUUGCUGGGCAGAUGACCCUAGACAACGACCCUCGUUUAUUGAGAUAGUUGAUACUUUGAAGAAGUUGCUGAAAUCUCCUUUGCAGUUGAUACAAAUGGGCAGACAAUGA